CAUUCCCUGUUUUCCUGCUUGCCAUUAUUAAGCGCUAUCUAGCUAGCACAUUGGAAUAAUUCGGCAAAAUUAGAUAACACGACAAAAUAAGAAAACGGCGAGAAUACGGGUAUAGGUAAAAAAAAAAACGUUUUGCAUUACUUUGAAUAGUCCGAAUGUGAGACGACACCUCGCUUGGAAUGAUUUCAUCCGCAUUUAUGUUCUGCAUUUGAGGUUUCUUUCAUCCGCGCAGCUGCAUUAUGCGGACGGUUAUAUUUUAGGCUGGCUGGCGGUGUAGCAGUCUAUUCGUGCAAUGCACCGCUCAAAACGUCUCACAAUUAUUUUUCCUACACGUGGAGGAUCAAAGCAGCACAGAGAAUGCUUAAACAUGGGAUAGGCGUUUUAUGUGGUCAGUAUUUAUCUGCUAUGAUUUUGAAGAUCCGAGGUCAGAGACAGACAGCGGCUGUCCUCAAACGCGUCAUAGCCCACUUCUGCUGGAUGCAAAGAAAGAAAGACAGACUUGAGAUAGCCUUCUGACUCUUUAAAUAUUUAAGAAAACGGACUCUUCAAAACUGAAGAUAUGCUAGUCUCUGUCUAACAUCUUCUACGAUCGAUCUUCUAACAAUACAUUUUAAACAGAGAAGUCACGUAUGAGAGCCCAUAACCAGGCUCCAAAAUUACCCCGAACUAGGACGCAGCCUAAAAAUUGAUCCAAUGCGAAAUGGUAGGUGGUUAAAGCUUAUUAUUGAAAUUGUGUAAUUAGCCUAAGUUAUGUUAGAAUAUGAGCAAUCGAAAUCUGAAAUAGAGCCUAUGUUUCAGCUUUGUUUCUCUGUUAAACGUCCGGCAGAUAGUAGCCUAGCCUAUCAAUGCGCACACAGUUCAAUUUGAUCAUACUGUAGCAAUUAUCUACUGUUGAUUUGCAGCACCAGCUUCUCCAGUUGGAAUGUCGCCUACGGUAUAUACAUACAAAAAAAUGCCUUCAUCAACACAAAUGUACAUUGAACCCUAUUGCACAUCGCAACAAGGAGGACUCCUGAAUUUGUCCUGAAUCGUUCCAAAAAUACUGCAAUUUAGAUCCCGGACAUCAACAACUUUAAUGGCUUUUGUGUUAAGAAGAUGGAGAGUGUUAUUGGUGCUGAACGUGGUUGCGGUUGCGGGGUUCAUGACACUUUGGACCAAGUGCACCCACACCCGAGUAGCAAAAACCAUCGGUCAGGAAGAUGUGAAAAGACAAUCACGAUCUAACGGCACUGCUCAAGGUUUGAGCAUCAGUCAUGAAGUAUUGCUAAAGAGACUCGGGUCGUUGGAGGACGUGGUUUACAGACAGCUUAAUGGUCUGUCCAAGUCCUUGGGGCUGAUCGAGGGUUUUGGGGGGCGAGGUAAAGGGGGUUUCCCUGCCACCCUAGCCUCAAAAGAAGAGGCUGAUGCCAAAGUACUGAGGGAGAAAUAUGGAUACAAUGCUUACCUCAGCCAAAAGAUAUCACUGGACCGGUCCAUACCAGACUUCCGGCCUAGCAAGUGUAAAAAGGCCAGCUUCCCCAGGGAUCUUCCAAACAUCUCCCUUAUCUUCAUCUUUGUCAAUGAGGCGUUGUCAGUAAUCCUCCGCUCCGUCCACUCAGCUGUCAAUCACACACCGGCUCACCUCCUCAAAGAGAUCAUCUUGGUGGAUGACUACAGCGAUGACGUUAUAUUUGGUUGUGUCCCAGAACAACUGAAAGGGCCGUUGGAGGAUUAUGUAAACAAGCGUUACCCAGGUAUGGUGAAAAUCGUAAGGAACCAGAAGCGAGAGGGACUGAUCCGUGCCCGCAUCGAGGGCUGGAAGGCAGCCAGUAGCGAGGUGACGGGUUUCUUCGAUGCCCACGUUGAGUUCACACCCUCCUGGGCUGAGCCGGUUCUGAUCAGAAUCAAAGAGGACCACAAGAGGAUCAUCCUGCCCUCCAUCGAUAACAUCAAGCACGAGACUUUUGAGUUGGAGCGCUAUGAGAACUCUGGCCAUGGCUACAAUUGGGAGCUGUGGUGCAUGUACAUCAACCCCCCCAAACAGUGGUGGGAUGACGGGGACACCUCCGCACCCAUAAGAACUCCUGCAAUGAUUGGUUGCUCCUUUGUGGUCAACCGGGAGUACUUUGGGCACCUGGGGCUGCUGGACUCUGGCAUGGACGUCUACGGAGGAGAGAACAUCGAACUGGGGAUCAAGGUGUGGCUGUGUGGGGGCAGUAUGGAGGUGCUGCCCUGCUCCAGAGUAGCUCACAUCGCCAGGAUGAAGAAGCCCUACCACAGCAACAUAGCCUCCAGCACGCGGCGUAAUGCCCUGCGUGUGGCCGAGGUCUGGAUGGACCAGUUUAAGUCCCAAGUCUACCUGGCCUGGAACAUUCCAAUGGAGGCCGGCUCGGUCCUCCCCUCCCGCCCCGUGGCUCGACGACUCAUUGCGAGCUCACAGAACAGGGCUCCGGGCAGCCGAGCGGAAAUGGAGAAAAACUCGCCUCCCUGCGGACCUGGCAUCCUUUCACUCCCUCCUCUCUACAUUUUCCUCCUCUGUCUCUGCUGCUAAAGCCAUUUUCUACCACUCUAAAUUCCAAGCAUCUGCCUCUAACCCUAGGAAGCUCUUUGCCACCUUCUCCCCCCCCUCCUCCCUCUCUGCAGAUGACUUCGUCAACCACUUUGAAAAGAAGGUCGACGACAUCCGAUCCUCGUUUGCUAAGUCAAACGGCACCGCUGGUUCUGCUCACACUGCCCUACCCUGUGCUCUGACCUCUUUCUCCCCUCUCUCUCCAGAUGAAAUCUCGCGUCUUGUGACGGCCGGCCGCCCAACAACCUGCCCGCUUGACCCUAUCCCCUCUCUUCUCCAGACCAUUUCCGGAGACCUUCUCCCUUACCUCACCUCGCUCAUCAACUCAUCCCUGACCGCUGGCUACGUCCCUUCCGUCUUCAAGAGAGCGAGAGUUGCACCCCUUCUGAAAAAACCUACAAUCGAUCCCUCCGAUGUCAACAACUACAGACCAGUAUCCCUUCUUUCUUUUCUCUCCAAAACUCUUGAACGUGCCGUCCUUGGCCAGCUCUCCCGCUAUCUCUCUCUGAAUGACCUUCUCGAUCCAAAUCAGUCAGGUUUCAAGACUAGUCAUUCAACUGAGACUGCUCUUCUCUGUAUCACGGAGGCGCUCCGCACCGCUAAAGCUAACUCUCUCUCCUCUGCUCUCAUCCUUCUAGACCUAUCGGCUGCCUUCGAUACUGUGAACCAUCAGAUCCUCCUCUCCACCCUCUCCGAGUUGGGCAUCUCCGGCGCGGCCCACGCUUGGAUUGCGUCCUACCUGACAG
Oncorhynchus keta (chum salmon) is the source of this 3294-nucleotide messenger RNA. Its product is annotated as polypeptide N-acetylgalactosaminyltransferase 17-like. Lineage: Eukaryota; Metazoa; Chordata; Actinopteri; Salmoniformes; Salmonidae. The transcript has 8 exons. Bases 1076 to 2530 code for a protein of 484 amino acids. The record is from RefSeq and is a predicted model, not a curated record. Gene Ontology annotation, cellular component: Golgi apparatus.